AAGCCAUUGUUUUUAUAUUACCUAAUGAAUUGUUAUAACAUCAACAUCGAUCCACAGAGAAUCAAAUACAGAGAGAAAUGGCUUCACACAGUUCUUCGAAAGAAAUGUUGGUCCUACUAUUCUUGAUUAUGAGCUGUUUUUCUCUAACGAGUACAUCUUCAAGUUCAAGGUUACUACACAACACUAUAGCAGAAGAAGAUUUGGUCUCUGCCACGUGUAAGAAAACCCUUUACUUUCAACUUUGUGUAUCUUCCUUAAGAUCCGAUCCUCAAAGUCAAACCUCGGAUCUCAGAGGUCUUGCUAUCAUUGCUUUGAAUCUCAGCAUAGCAAAUGGAGUCAACACCCUUUCUCAUGUCAGUAAUCUAGUGUCCGAGGCUGCUUAUAAUGGCUCUCAAUUCGCGUCCACUAGCCUCAGUGACUGCAUAGAUGUUUACUCUGACGCUAUCCAAAAUCUACAAGACUCUGUUCAAGCUCUAAACGACAAGUCGUUUGACACUAUGCAGACUUUGGUGGCUGCUGCAAUGACUGAUUCUGAGACUUGCGAAGAUGGUUUCAAGGAGAUGAAUGGUUUGAGUUCUCCUCUCACUGAACAAAACCAGCAUUUCUCUCAGCUUUGUAGCAACUUCUUAGCGAUAACUACACUUCUUGAUUAUUGAAUUUUAUG
Humulus lupulus (European hop) is the source of this 664-nucleotide messenger RNA. Its product is annotated as putative invertase inhibitor. Gene Ontology annotation, molecular function: enzyme inhibitor activity. The transcript has a single exon. Gene Ontology annotation, biological process: negative regulation of catalytic activity. The record is from RefSeq and is a predicted model, not a curated record. NCBI's taxonomy places the organism in Eukaryota, Viridiplantae, Streptophyta, Magnoliopsida, Rosales, Cannabaceae. The coding region runs from base 78 to 656 and encodes 192 amino acids.